Stegastes partitus (bicolor damselfish) is the source of this 4813-nucleotide messenger RNA. It is a transcript of the gene smc1a, whose product is annotated as structural maintenance of chromosomes 1A. Bases 280 to 3975 code for a protein of 1231 amino acids. Gene Ontology annotation, molecular function: ATP binding; ATP hydrolysis activity; DNA binding. Gene Ontology annotation, biological process: sister chromatid cohesion. Lineage: Eukaryota; Metazoa; Chordata; Actinopteri; Pomacentridae. The record is from RefSeq and is a predicted model, not a curated record. The transcript has 26 exons. Gene Ontology annotation, cellular component: nucleus; chromosome; meiotic cohesin complex.
CUUCCUGUUGGAUUGUAAAAUGGCGCAUUGUUGUCACUACCGUACGGAGUCUGUUUGAUGAAGAUUAUGACGCGGUUUAGAUUACCAUACUAAGCGUGCACUUCAUAAUGUAACUUGUGCACGGGACAGCAAUAGAUUGAAAAGAGAGGUUAAUUCAUUUGCCUGCUCGCUUCGUCUUCGCCUUGUUCGCUAAACAGUGGUUGUUAGCAUUAGCUAACUAGCUAACGUUUUACUAAGCUAAUAUUCACUGUACAGUAUUUUUGCACCGGCAAAACAAACAUGGGUUAUUUAAAAUUGAUAGAGAUCGAAAACUUCAAGUCGUACAAGGGACGACAGAUCAUUGGACCGUUCCAUAAGUUCACUGCAAUCAUCGGACCUAAUGGAUCUGGAAAGUCCAACCUUAUGGAUGCCAUCAGCUUUGUGUUGGCCGAGAAGACCAGUAACCUGCGUGUAAAGACUCUUAAGGAUCUAAUCCAUGGAGCGCCUGUGGGGAAGCCAGCAGCCAACAGGGCCUUUGUCAGUAUGGUGUACCAAGAAGAUGACGGACAGGAACGCUCCUUCACCAGAGUCAUUAUUGGUUCCUCCUCUGAGUACCGCAUCAACAAUAAAGUGGUGGGUCUGCCGGAAUACAGUGAAGAGCUGGAAAAACUUGGCAUUCUGAUCAAAGCUAGGAAUUUCCUAGUGUUUCAGGGAGCUGUGGAGUCUAUUGCCAUGAAGAACCCCAAAGAGCGUACAGCGUUGUUUGAGGAGAUCUCACGUUCUGGAGAACUGGCUCAGGAGUAUGACCGGAGGAAGAAGGAGAUGGUGAAGGCAGAGGAGGACACACAGUUUAAUUAUCAUCGCAAGAAGAACAUCGCUGCAGAGCGCAAAGAAGCCAAGCAAGAGAAAGAGGAGGCUGAGCGUUACCAGCGUCUUAAAGACGAAGUAGCCAGGGCCAGUGUACAGUUGCAGCUCUUCAAGCUCUACCACAAUGAGACUGAGAUUGAGAAGCUGAACAAAGAGCUCGGACAGAGGAACAAGGAGAUUGACAAGGACCGUAAGAAGAUGGACCAUGUGGAGGAGGAGCUAAAGGACAAGAAAAAGGAACUGGGCAGGCUGAUGAGGGAGCAGCAGACCAUCGAGAAAGAAAUCAAAGAGAAGGACUCUGAGUUGAACCAAAAGAGGCCUCAGUACAUCAAGGCCAAAGAGAACACCUCACACAAAAUCAAAAAGCUUGAGGCGGCACGGAAAUCACUGCAAAAUGCCCAGAAGAUGUACAAGAAGCGCAAAGCAGACAUGGAUGAGCUGGAUAAAGAGAUGAGGGCUGUGGAGCUGGCCAAGCAAGAGUUUGAGGAGAGAAUGGAGGAGGAGGCGCAGAGCCAGGGCCAGGACCUAACGCUCGAAGAGAAUCAGGUCAAGCAGUACCAUCGUCUGAAGGAGGAGGCCAGUAAACGUGCUGCCACCCUGGCACAGGAGCUGGAGAAGUUCAACCGUGACCAGAAGGCCGACCAGGACCGCCUCGACUUGGAGGAGCGGAAGAAAGUGGAGACAGAGGCCAAAAUCAAACAGAAGAUCCGUGAAAUUGAGGAAAACCAGAAACGUAUUGAGAAAUUAGAGGAUUAUAUUACUACCAGCAGGCAGUCACUAGAUGAGCAGAAGCGAAUGGAAGAAGAGCUGACUGAGGAGGUUGAGAUGGCCAAGAGGAGGAUUGAUGAGAUCAACAUGGAACUUAACCAGGUAAUGGAGCAGCUGGGAGAUGCCAGAAUCGACAGGCAGGAGAACAGUCGCCAGCAGCGCAAGGCAGAGAUCAUGGAGAGUAUCAAAAGACUCUACCCUGGCUCUGUGUAUGGUCGUCUGAUCGACCUGUGCCAGCCCACUCAGAAGAAGUAUCAGAUCGCUGUGACCAAAGUGUUGGGCAAGAACAUGGAUGCCAUCAUUGUUGACUCAGAGAAAACAGGCAGAGACUGUAUUCAGUACAUCAAGGAACAGAGAGGAGAGCCGGAGACCUUCCUUCCUCUGGACUACCUCGAGGUGAAACCAACUGAUGAGAAACUGAGAGAACUGCGAGGAGCCAAGCUGGUGAUUGAUGUGAUUCGCUACGAGCCACCCCACAUCAAGAAAGCCCUCCAGUACGCUUGUGGCAACGCUCUGGUCUGUGAGAACGUAGAGGAUGCACGAAGGAUCGCCUUUGGAGGGCCAUACCGACACAAGACGGUAGCCCUGGACGGUACCCUGUUCCAGAAGUCUGGAGUCAUCUCCGGAGGAGCCAGCGACCUCAAGGCCAAGGCCAGGCGCUGGGAUGAGAAGGCAGUGGACAAGCUCAAGGAGAAGAAGGAGAAGCUCACUGAAGAGCUCAAGGAGCAAAUGAAGGCCAAGAGGAAGGAGGCCGAGCUGCGUCAGGUUCAGUCUCAGGCUCACGGUCUGCAGAUGAGACUCAAGUACUCCCAGAGUGAUCUGGAACAGACGAAAACCCGCCACCUUUCCCUCAAUAUGCAGGAAAAGUCCAAGCUAGAAAGCGAACUAGCAAACUUUGGCCCUCGCAUCAACGACAUCAAGAGGAUCAUUCAGUCCCGUGAGCGGGAAAUUACUGACCUGCGUGAUCGCAUGAACCUGGUGGAGGAUGAGGUGUUUGUGGAAUUCUGUAAAGAGAUUGGAGUGAGGAACAUCAGAGAAUUCGAGGAGGAGAAAGUGAAGAGGCAGAAUGAGAUUGCAAAGAAGCGUCUUGAGUUUGAGACCCAGAAGACCCGUCUGGGUAUCCAGGUAGACUAUGAGAAGAACCAGCUGAAGGAGGACCAGGAGAAGGUCAUGAUGUGGGAGCAGACUGUAAAGAAGGACGAAGCUGAAAUAGAACGACUUAAAAAGGAGGAGCACAGACACAUGAAGAUCAUCGAUGAGACAAUGGCUCAGCUGCAGGACCUGAAGAACCAGCACCUCACCAAGAAAUCCGAAGUCAAUGAUAAAAACCAUGAGAUGGAAGAGAUCCGCAAAAAACUGGGCGGCGCCAACAAGGAGUUGACCCAGCUGCAGAAGGAGGUGACUGCUAUCGAGACCAAACUGGAGCAGAAGCGCAGCGACCGUCACAACUUGCUGCAAGCCUGUAAGAUGCAGGAUAUCAGGUUGCCCCUACGGUCCGGAACAAUGGAUGAUAUUAGCCAGGGAGAGGGGAGCUCACAGACAGACGAGUCCAGCAGCCAGAGGACAUCCAGCACCGUUCUGGCUAAAGAGGCUCUCAUCGAGAUCGACUACAGCAACCUGUCUGAAGACCUUAAGGAUGCUCUGUCAGAGGAAGAGAUCAAGGCAGAGACGAACACACUGCAGCAGCGUCUGAAUGAGCAGCAGAGCAUCCUGCAGAGGAUCAGCGCGCCCAACAUGAAGGCCAUGGAGAAGCUCGAGAGCGUCAGGGACAAGUUCCAAGAGACCAGCGACGAGUUUGAGGCUGCUCGUAAGAGAGCCAAGAAAGCCAAGCAAGCCUUUGAGCAGAUCAAGAAGGAAAGAUUUGAUCGUUUUAAUACCUGCUUUGACUCUGUGGCCACCAACAUUGACGAGAUCUACAAGGCCCUCUCACGCAACAGCAGUGCUCAGGCUUUUCUGGGCCCAGAAAACCCUGAGGAGCCGUAUCUGGAUGGUAUCAACUAUAACUGUGUGGCUCCAGGAAAGAGGUUCAGACCAAUGGACAACCUGUCUGGAGGAGAGAAGACUGUUGCUGCCCUGGCUCUGCUCUUUGCUAUUCACAGCUACAAACCCGCCCCCUUCUUCGUCCUGGAUGAGAUUGAUGCAGCUCUGGACAACACUAACAUUGGCAAGGUGGCCAACUACAUCAAAGACCAGUCAGUGCAGAACUUCCAGGCCAUCGUGAUUUCUCUGAAGGAGGAAUUCUACACCAAGGCAGACUCACUCAUAGGUGUUUACCCAGAGCAAGGAGAUUGUGUCAUCAGCAAAGUGCUUACCUUCGACCUCUCACAGUAUCCAGAUGCCAACCCGAAUCCAAAUGAGUAAGAUGAGCUCUCCCAACACUGGCAUUUUGGCAAGCUGGAUGUUUCAUUUGCUACUUCCCUGGAUUGCCCAUGUAUUCUGUAGUCACAGAUCUUGUACCCAUUAGGUCUCACAUGUUAUUUCCUACUGCUUUUUUUUAUGUUUUGUUAUCUAUUUUUGGGAUAUGCUAGAAUAGCGAAUUAGUGAGAUUUUUUUUUUUUAGUUGUGGGGGAGGGGGGGUGUUGUUCUGUGACAUUGACAAACAGGAUGUAUGUACCCUUAUACAAGCCAGCUCUUUCUCAAUUUGGCCAUUAUAUAAUGCAUUAUUGUAAUUAAUAAAAGAAUAACUGUAAUCAAGUAAAAAAAUGAAACAAACCUUUUUAACAAACUGCAGAAUUUGUAUCAUGUAGUCAAAUGUGAUGAAUAUGCCUGAAGCUGGUUUUUGUUUUCAGAACUUUUAUACUGUUUAUGGCCCUCCUUUUCAACUGUGUGCUUUGAAGCCCUUGCCUCUCCUCUGUUGUGUGUUCUGAAAAGAUGUAUUUGCAUUUUCAUAUGUGCUACUUUUUUUAAAAGUUUGAUCAGGAAACUGUUGUUACAGUGUGGCGGAUACAUUCCCACGUGAGAUAGCUCGAUAAAACCCAUAGUUAGCUUCAGCCGGCAGCGCGAUAAUGAGAUCAUUAUGUGAAAGCUCAAAUUAUUUCAGAGGAAAUGUGAGGUUAUAGCAGCUGUAUGAAUAGCAACUGUCUCUUUUAUGCCCUGAAUGAUAUUCUGAAUCAGCUUUAGGUAAACAUUAAACUCUGCAACUAUCCUGUCAGGUUUUAUUGAUUGGUUUGCUUCAAGAAAUAAAAUUUGAAUUAUUUAA